This is a messenger RNA of Rhipicephalus microplus (southern cattle tick), 1169 nucleotides long. Its product is annotated as lipase member K. The record is from RefSeq and is a predicted model, not a curated record. Lineage: Eukaryota; Metazoa; Arthropoda; Arachnida; Ixodida; Ixodidae. Gene Ontology annotation, molecular function: hydrolase activity, acting on ester bonds. Gene Ontology annotation, biological process: lipid metabolic process.
AUGACCGCGCAGGAGAAGCCGCAAAUUCUGCACACGAUGGCCGAGCUCGUGCGAAGCAAGGGCUACGAGGCCGAAGAACACGUGGCCACCACAGAGGACGGUUACGUGCUCAGCCUGCAGCGUGUGCUGAGCGGUGGAGGACGACCUCCUGGACCACCGGUCUUGCUCGUCCAUGGACUGCUAUCUUCGGCUGUUGAGUGGGUCAUCAACUACCCACAUCAAAGCCUCGGAUUCCUGCUUGCAGACGCUGGUUACGACGUGUGGCUUGGAAACUACCGCGGAACGCCUUACUCGAGGGGUCACCUGGAGUACAGUGACAGCGAGAGCCGCUAUUGGGAUUUCCGUCUGGAUGAAGUUGGUCUGCUGGACUUACCCGCCCUUGUGGACUACGUGCUGGCACGCACUGGAUGGCCGCAACUGUUUUUGGUGGGAUUCUCUCAAGGAAACACGGCAGCAUGGGUGAUGCUGGCCGACAAGCCACAUUACAACGAUAAAAUACUGCUGCUGGUCGCCCUCGCACCCGUAGCGAACAUGACGUUAAUCCGAAGCCCAGUGCGUCUUCUAGUUCCUAUCUCGCCGCUUCUCACGGCAUCGGCCAUCGCUCUCAACCGUGGUCGGCUGCUCGUGCGACCGCAGUGGUUGCGCCGUGUCGCCUACGCGCUGUGCGAGUCGCCCCUUCGCUACGCCUGUGCCCUGCCGACCUUCCUCCUGUUCGGCUUCAACCCGAACCAGCUCAAUCAGAUCAUCCGAGCAAGGAACUUCGUCAAGUACAAUUAUGGGCCCCUUAGGAACUUGGACUUCUAUGGCACAGUGAAAAGUCCGGCCUACGAUUUCUCGAAGAUUACAGCUCCAGUGGCACUCUUCAGCGCCAGCAAUGACUUCUUUGCUAACCCUGAAGAUGUUUCCACACUUCGGAGGAGCCUGCCGAAUGUGGUGCUUGACUACGUUGUUCCAGAGCUGGAAUUCACGCACUUGGACUUCGUUUUAGGCACCGAUGCAGCUACAGUCGUUUACAGGCCACUCAUCGAUUUUAUGAAUUAUUGGAGGCUUUUGUAUGCGGCAUGAAGGCAGCAGCUUAUCAAUAGUAUUGGAAUUAACCAAUUGUGAAAUAGCCUUGACUGAAAUUGUGAAAAAGCAUGAAUAAACAUCCUCACCAAGUAGUACGUAAA